This is a messenger RNA of Drosophila nasuta, 1547 nucleotides long. It is a transcript of the gene Trp1, whose product is annotated as translocation protein 1. Gene Ontology annotation, cellular component: endoplasmic reticulum; endoplasmic reticulum membrane. Lineage: Eukaryota; Metazoa; Arthropoda; Insecta; Diptera; Drosophilidae. Bases 130 to 1485 code for a protein of 451 amino acids. The record is from RefSeq and is a predicted model, not a curated record. Gene Ontology annotation, biological process: post-translational protein targeting to membrane, translocation. The transcript has 4 exons.
UUAGUACUUUCUAGACUUGUUUAGCGAUUGCUACACGUCACUUCAUUUCACGGCAAAAUAAAAACAACCCAAUACUUAAAGUAGUAUUUACUAUACUAUCAAAAUCGACAAUAUAUUUAAAUUGUAGCAAUGAGUGAGGACGAGCGAUUCUCGGACAGAGAUCUUUAUGAGGUUGAGGAGGAGGAAGAGGAACAGGAAAUCUUCGACGAUGGCUUGGAAUAUUCCGAGCCUGGCCAGCAGAAGGUGGAAAAGCCUUCAAAAGAUGAAAAGAAUGUGGCAAAAUGGCUAAAGAAAAAUGUGAAGACAAAGAAAACGAAGUUUCUGAGUCACAUCGUCGAGUACUUCACUUCGAGCAAGGCGAUCGAUGCGCUGAUGAAGUCCAAAUUCGCCGAGGGCGAUGCUCCAUUGUUUACCACUAGGGAACAGGCAGUGGAAUUUAUGGAUAUUAUGCUGGAACAUAAGUUCUUCCAUCGCGCCAAGAAAGUUCCGGUUACAUUAGACGAACUUCGCGGCAAGUCGGAAAAGAAGUCGGACUCUAGCAAAGCGCAGGAUAAAGAGAAGGAAAAGAACGAUGGUAAAUCAAAUGCAAAGUCCUCUAACUCAUCGUCAGAGAAGAAAGAUACCGAUCCAGAGGGCGAUGGUGGUAAUGGAGUGCAAACCAUCGUGGCUGACAAAAAAGAGAAAAAGAAACGCAAAAUCCGCCUGGACAUGCAUCCAGAACAAAUAUUUGUAGAUGGUUCUGAAGCAUAUGUUUGGAUCUUUGAUCCCAUCCCAUUACACUACUGGAUAUUUGGCUUCUUAUUGCUGUUGGGCGCCGUUGGCAUUUGCAUGUAUCCGUUAUGGCCACCAAUGCUACGCAAGGGCGUCUAUUACUUGUCCAUAACCGCAGCCGGAUUCCUGGUCUUCAUACUGGCUCUGACCGUUGUACGUUUAAUUAUAUUUACGAUCGUGUGGGCUCUGACUGGCGGCAAACUGCAUUUCUGGAUCUUUCCGAAUUUGACCGAAGAUGUGGGUUUCUUUGCUUCAUUUUGGCCGCUAUAUGAGAGUAAUUAUGUAAGCGAUACAUCCGCAUCAGCAUCAUCUAAAUCAGAAAAGAAAUCCAAAUCAAAAUCGAAGAAAAAGGAGAAAGAUAGCGAUGCCGAGGAUACUGUUGUAGAUGGUGAUGGUGACGGUGAGGGCGAUGCGGAUGCCUUGCCACUUGAACCGGAAAAAAUUGAGCAAAUCAAAGAGCACGAUGCCGAUAUGGAAGUGCGUAAGCGCCGUAAGGUUGGUGCUGACGAUUAUGAAGAGGAUGAUGAUGAUGUUGGCGGUGAUGCGACUCAAAAUGAUGAGAGCGAAAUAUCAUCGUCACGAUUGGACGCCACGGCACAAGCCAAGGAUACCAAAGCUGGCACACCCCGCAAUUCGGAAUCAGACUCUGAGAGCUCUAGCAAAGAUUAUGAGAUAAUUAGUUCAAGUGAAGUGCAAAACGUUGCGAGCAACUGAGGGAAAAAACAUUGAUAAUUAAAAAUAAAGAAAAAAAUCAUAAUAAAUCUAUGCUUAAUGUA